CUAAAAUGAUUUGUGGUGUAGUGGUAGAAUAACCAUAUACUAUUGAGGAAUUAUGGGUUGAGUAAUUGAUGCAGGCAAAUAUGUGGAUAUUUUUCUUACCCCAAAAGUUACAUGUGGCCUGGAACACAUCCAAUUGGCUCUCCCUCCGCCUAUGGUCGACACCUCCUCUUCCUCCUCUCCAGAAAGGUUUUCGUCAAUUGGAGUGACAUGCAAUGAUAAAAAGAAGAGACGCCAAGACACACCCAUUAUGAUGAUCUAGAAUUCUACAGAUCCUAAUCUCUUAAGAGCACAGUCAAUUGAGGUACUACAGUUUGACAAGGCAAUUUCAGAGUCUUCUUCAUCAAAGUUGGGAGGUGAAAAUCUCUCAUACUUACAGGAAAAGCAACAAGACGAUCAAUUUUCUGGCUAAUAGAGGUCAUGAUGUCGAUAUAGAUUAUCAUAAUUUCAAUAUUUCCGAUAUAGGUUUGAACGACGGGAACUUGUAUGACACUAUGAGUCUAUGACUAUGGACAUUGACAAAUCACAUUUAAUUUAAGUAGCAAGUAUGGACUCCCUUUUAGCGUCCCACUUUCCUACAAAAUAUUAAUAUUAAAUAGAUAAUUUAGAUUUUUUUAUUCAUCCAAAAAAUAUGCUUGUGAAACGACAUCCGCAUCAAAACCAGGCAAACUCUUUGAUCCACGUGGCGUCAUGUGAAUGGAUGAGACACUCAACCACGUGCAUCUAAGUUAGGCCGCGGACUGUCAACGUGGAAAUAAAUGAUUGGUCGAAGCUACGUGGAACAACAAACUAAAGGUCGAUAGUUCGUCUACCUGACGCCUUCGUGGAACUUCGGUUUUCUUCUUCGCUACAAAAUCCGAACUGAAAAAUUCCCACGAAAUUGUCGAGCUUCUUCGUGCUCCUCUGCUCUUCUUCUUCUUCGGAACUUCUAAGAAACAGAGCAGAGUGAGUUCAUUUCCAUGAGAUUGGAUCCGUAAUCCCGAGAUUGCUUAAAAGCUGCAGCGGAAGGAGAGGGAAAGGAGCAAAAAGAAAGAAUGGUGAUGAAUCUGGCUAAUUAUUUUCUGGCGCGAGCAAGGGAUGGAGUGGCAUGGAGAGGACUGGUCUACACAAUCUUCAUUCUGCAUUUCGUAUUCGUUUGCCAGCUUCUGCUUCUCCAGCCUCUCGUCUCCGCUUCUGAUAGUAAAACCAAAAGCGCUGCGGAGUUGUUCGAGAGGGUUGCUCAAAGUGUAAAAGUCAAACUCUAUAGUGAUGCACUUGAUGAUCUAAAUUCUGCCAUUGAGGCAGAUCCAACGCUUUCAGAAGCAUAUUUUCGGCGGGCCUCCAUUCUUCGUCAAAUAUGCAGAUAUGACGAAUCAGAAAUAAGCUAUCAAAAGUUUCUGGAGCUAAAACCAGGGCAUUCUGCUGCAGAAAAGGAGCUCUCUCAGUUAAAUCAAGCAAAAAGUGCUUUUGAGUCAGCCCUAACUCUUUCUAGUUCCGGAGAUCAUUCAAAAGCUUUGGAGUUUGUUGAUAAAGUUGUGCUUGUUUUUUCACCUGCCUGCUCCAAGGCUAAACUACUUAAGGUGAGGUUGUUGUUGGGAGUUAAAGACUUCUCUGCUGCCAUCUCUGAGAGUGGAUAUAUUCUGAGGGAGGAUGAAAACAACCUAGAGGCCCUCCUUCUCCGUGGUCGUGCCUACUACUAUCUAGCAGAUCAUGAUGUCGCCUCAAAGCAUUAUCAGAAAGGUCUUCGUCUUGAUCCUGAGCACAGCGAACUGAAGAAAGCAUAUUUCGGGUUAAAAAAAUUGCUCAAAAAGACUAAAAGUGCUGAAGAUAAUGCGAACAAGGGUAAACUUCGAGUCGCUGUUGAGGACUACAAAGCAGCUCUAGCAUUGGACCCCGAUCAUAUUGCACAUAAUGUCAAUCUUCAUCUGGGUUUGUGCAAGGUCCUGGUCACGCUUGGCAGGGGUAAGGAUGCAUUAAAUAGCUGCAAUGAUGCACUUAAUAUAGAUGAGGAACUUCUUGAAGCUUUAGUUCAGAGGGGUGAAGCAAAACUUCUAACUGAGGACUGGGAAGGAGCUGUUGAGGAUCUGAAAUCAGCAGCUCAACAAUCACCACAGGAUAUGAAUAUUCGUGAAGCCCUGAUGAGGGCUGAGAAAGCUCUCAAGAUGAGCAAACGCAAAGACUGGUAUAAGAUAUUGGGCAUAUCCAAAACCGCUUCCAUAGCUGAAAUCAAGCGCGCCUACAAGAAACUUGCUUUGCAGUGGCACCCUGAUAAGAACGUCGAGAACAGAGAAGAAGCAGAGAAUAAGUUCCGAGAAAUUGCUGCUGCUUACGAGGUAUUAGGAGACGACGAGAAGCGAGCUAGAUUCGACAGAGGAGAAGACGUUGAAGACAUGGGGAUGGGAGGUGGCGGUGGCGGUUUUAACCCAUUUGGCGGCGGUGGUGGUGGCGGCGGCCAGCAUUUCUCUUUCCAGUUUGAUGGAGGCUUUCCUGGCGGGUUUGAUGGUGGAUUUCCUGGAGGAGGUGGCGGGGGCGGUUUUCAGUUCCAUUUCUGAGUUCCUUUCCAAGGCGGGAAAGAGAGAUGUCGUUUCUCCUGAUCCAAUCGCGCUUUACUCUUCGCCUCUGUUGCGCUACAAGCACUAACAUGACUCACCCUGACAAAAAAAAGACGGCCUCUUAGACAGAUCAUCAGAACUGAAUCAUAAUAUAGAGAACAGAAAAGUUUUGUUCCGAAAGGAUGAAUUCAUGAACUUGUUUCCGUUCUUUCCCGUUAAGCUGUUGAGAGCUAAUUCAAUUAUUUACCGUCUCAUUGUCAACCAUCUUACUACCACAACUAUUCCAUUACUAUAGGAACUGGCUUGUACCCGGCGGAAUAUUUAGGUUUUAUUAUAGGCUUAGGUUACUAUACAAAAUAAUACGAAACCCUUUCCAUUUGUUUGUAACUAAAAAUCUUAUGCCCAAAACUAUAAAUGAGAGAAAUAAGAGUUUUGAAAUAAUUGAUUGGAAUUUUUCAGCAGGGAUUUUCAAAUGUGCUAAUGAGCUGACUGCUGACCAUAUCUGAUUCGACCGGUAUGGAUUUACAAAUGUGCUGACCAUAUAUAAUUCGUUUUACAUUGGAUUUGAAAUCCUAUUGGAUAUGAAUAUUAUAAUAUUUUUACUCUACAAGAAGAUACCCAUUGAUGCGAGCCUCCAAGGUGUACCGAUAGGGAUGACAAUUAUCCACCCACGAGUAAUUUUACCCAAAUCAAAAUAGAUCCAUUGAUUAUGGGUAGGAUAUGGGUGAAGUAUAUAUGGUUUUGGAGGGUUUUAGAUGGGUUUGGGUAAGAUAUAUUAGGUACUAAAUCUAAAGAUAUAUUAAGUUUAUGUUGAAGGCUACGAAUCACGAAUUCAGCCUGAUAAUAUUCUUUAGAGAUGAAUAAGUCUAUUAAACAUCGAUUCAGCCAGAAUAUUUCCGGGGCCAUUUUUGGCAGAUUUCAAAGAGGUACCAUCACCGAUUUCAGGCGAUUUUUUGGAAAGACCGUUUUCCUUGGAUUUCGAAGGCGACGGAUCACAGAUGUCCUUAGGGUAAUCUCUACCAAUGAUGAAGUCUACUAAUCGCCGAUUUGGGCAGAAAUUUGGUCGAACUUUUUUGGGGGGCAUUUUCGUAAAUUUUCAGCGAUAUUUUUGAAAAGCCGUUUUGCUUUGAUUUUGAAGGCUACGGAUCACGAAUUCAGCCUGAGGCUAUUCUUUAGGGAUGAAUAAGUCUACUAAACAUCGAUUCAGCCAGAAUAUUUCCGGGCCAUUUUUGGCAGAUUCCAAAGGGGUACCAUCACCGAUUUCGGGCGAUUUUUUGGAAAGGUCGUUGUCCUUGGAUUUUGAAGGCGACGGAUCACAGAUUCGUCCUUAGAGUACUCUCUACCAAUGAUGAAGUCUACUAAUCGCCGAUUUGGUCAUAAAUUUGGUCGAACUUUUUUGGGGGGCAUUUUCGUAAUUUUUUUGUGGUAUUUUGGAAAGGCCGUUUUGCUUUGAUUUUGAAGGCUACGGAUCACGAAUUCAGCCUGAGGCUAUUCUUUAGGGAUGAAUAAGUCUAUUAAACAUCGAUUCGGGUGGAAUAUUUCCGGGGCCAUUUUUGGCAGAUUCCAAAGGGGGUACCAUCACCGAUUUCGGGCGUUUUUUUGGAAAGGUCGUUUUCCUUGGAUUUUGAAGGCGACGGAUCACAGAUUCGUCCUUAGGGUACUCUCUACCAAUGAUGAAGUCUACUAAUCGCCGAUUUGGGCAGAAAUUUGGUCGAACUUUUUAGGGGGGCAUUUUCGUAAAUUUUCGACGAUAUUUUGGAAAGGCCGUUUUGCUUUGAUUUUGAAGGCUACGGAUCACGAAUUCAGCCUGAGGCUAUUAUUUAGGGAUGAAUAAAUCUAUUAAACAUCG
Messenger RNA from Linum trigynum, 4377 nucleotides. Lineage: Eukaryota; Viridiplantae; Streptophyta; Magnoliopsida; Malpighiales; Linaceae. The record is from the annotation of a GenBank genome assembly.